AAAAACAUCACUCUCUCGAUUUCGAGAGGCAGAGAGACGAGAAGAGCCGAUCAUUCUUCCAUCUCUCUUUUAUCUUCACAUCCAUCUCCUUCUCCACACGAUCGCCAUCCUCUCUCUUAUUUCUCUCUCUCCCUCUUUCAUUCUUAUUAGGUUCUCUUCUUCUUCUGUGCGUGUUGACCUCGACUGACUGACUGACAGAGAUACUGAUCAAAUCAUGGCGACACUUCAAUCCAUAAUACCUGUGUCGCAGCUUCUCUACUCUAAUGGUGUUUCAGCUACUUUGUUUCCGUCUUCAAAUUCUGUUUUAUCAGCUAACAAAGGACUUAUUUUUGGGGAUUUUGUUGGUGUAUGUUGUAAAUCCAACAGAAAAACAACUAAACGGAGAAUUGGACCUGCAUCUUCUUCUUCUUCUUGGUCUUCUCUUAAGGCUGUUCUUCACAUGGAUGCAGCAAACACAAAUAAACUUACUGAUUCUAAAAAUAAACAACCCAAAAAUCAAAAGGUGGCAAACUUGGAAGAUAUACUAGCAGAAAGAGGAGCUUGUGGUGUUGGAUUCAUUGCUAAUUUAGACAACAUCGCAUCACAUGGUGUCGUUAAGGAUGCUCUUACAGCACUUGGCUGCAUGGAACAUCGUGGAGGCUGUGGAGCUGAUAAUGACUCUGGUGAUGGUUCCGGAAUAAUGACUUCAAUUCCCUGGGAUUUAUGCAACAAUUGGGCCAAUAAACAAGGAAUUGCCUCUUUGGACAAGUUGCACACAGGUGUUGGAAUGUUAUUUCUUCCCAAAGAUAAUGACUCUAUGGAGGAAGCUAAAAAAGUUAUCUUAAACAUUUUUACACAAGAGGGUCUUGAAAUUCUUGGAUGGAGGCCGGUUCCUGUAAAUAUGUCUGUAGUUGGUCACAACGCCAAAGAAACAAUGCCUAACAUACAGCAAGUAUUUGUUAAAAUAGCGGGUGAGGAACGCAGUGAUGAUAUAGAAAGAGAAUUGUACAUUUGCCGGAAAUUGAUUGAGAAGGCGACCAGAUCAGAAAGAUGGGGGGAUGAACUUUAUUUCUGUUCACUGUCCAAUCAAACAAUAGUUUACAAGGGCAUGCUUCGCUCAGAAGUUCUGGGGCAAUUCUAUUCUGACCUGCAGAAUGACCUGUACAAGUCCUCAUUUGCCAUCUAUCACCGACGAUUCAGCACUAAUACCAGUCCAAGGUGGCCUCUUGCACAGCCAAUGCGAUUACUAGGUCAUAAUGGAGAAAUCAAUACCAUACAGGGAAACUUGAACUGGAUGCAAUCUCGAGAGACCUCGCUUAAGUCUCCUGUUUGGCGAGGCCGUGAAAGUGAAAUUCGUCCUUUUGGUAAUCCAAAGGCAUCUGAUUCAGCAAACCUUGAUAGUGCUGCUGAAUUGUUACUAAGAAGUGGCCGUAAUCCAGAGGAAGCUCUUAUGAUUCUUGUCCCAGAGGCAUACAAGAACCAUCCAACUCUCUCCGUGAAGUAUCCAGAGGUUAUUGACUUUUAUGACUACUACAAAGGUCAAAUGGAGGCCUGGGAUGGACCUGCCCUUCUGCUUUUCAGUGAUGGGAAAACAGUUGGAGCUUGUCUUGAUCGUAAUGGUCUUCGUCCUGCUCGAUAUUGGAAAACUGUGGACAAUGUUGUCUAUGUUGCAUCUGAGGUUGGUGUACUUCCAAUGGAUGAGUCAAAAGUCAUCAUGAAAGGUCGUCUAGGCCCUGGAAUGAUGAUUACAGUUGACCUACAGAAUGGCCAGGUUUACGAAAAUACCGAUGUUAAAAAACGGGUCGCCUCAUCAAACCCUUAUGGACAGUGGUUGAGUGAAAAUAUGCGCACAUUGAAGCCUGUCAACUUCCUUUCGUCAGCAACUAUGGAAAGUGAUACCAUUUUGAGAAACCAGCAGGCAUUUGGUUACUCAAGUGAGGAUGUCCAGAUGAUUAUUGAAAGUAUGGCCGCACAGGGAAAGGAGCCUACAUUUUGCAUGGGUGACGAUACUCCAUUAGCUGUGCUUUCUCAGAAGCCACAUAUGCUUUACGACUAUUUCAAGCAACGAUUUGCUCAGGUUACAAACCCAGCAAUUGAUCCUCUUAGAGAAGGCUUAGUCAUGUCUCUUGAAGUUAAUGUUGGGAAGAGGGGAAACAUUUUAGAGGUCGGACCUGAUAAUGCUUCUCAGGUUAUUCUGCCUAGUCCUGUGUUGAAUGAAGGCGAGCUCGAGUUGUUGAUGAAGGAUUCUAAUCUGAAACCUCAAGUACUUCCAACAUUUUAUGACAUUCGUAAAGGGGUUGAUGGUUCACUCGGAAGAGCACUUGAAAAACUCUGUGAUGCGGCUGACGAGGCUGUUCGAAAUGGUUCACAACUGCUGGUUCUCUCUGAUCGCGCUGAUGAACUGGAGCCAACUCGGCCUGCAAUUCCUAUACUUCUCGCUGUUGGUGCAGUACAUCAGCAUCUAAUUCAAAAUGGCUUGAGGAUGUCAGCUUCCAUCGUUGCGGAUACUGCUCAAUGUUUCAGUACCCAUCAGUUUGCUUGUUUAAUUGGAUAUGGUGCCAGUGCCAUAUGCCCUCACUUGGCUCUGGAAACAUGUCGCCAGUGGCGUCUAAGUAAUAAAACUGUGAACCUGAUGCGAAAUGGAAAGAUGCCUACAGUUACAAUUGAACAGGCUCAACGGAAUUUCUGCAAGGCAAUUAAAUCUGGUCUACUUAAAAUUCUCUCCAAGAUGGGAAUCUCAUUGCUUUCCAGUUACUGUGGGGCACAAAUAUUUGAGAUUUAUGGACUAGGAAGUGAGGUUGUUGAUCUGGCUUUCUGUGGAAGUGUAUCAAAAGUUGGAGGGCUGAAUCUAAAUGAGUUGGGAAGGGAAACUAUGUCUUUCUGGGUUAAAGCUUUUUCAGAAGAUACUGCAAAGAGACUGGAAAAUUUUGGAUUCAUACAACUCAGACCUGGAGGUGAAUACCAUGGAAACAAUCCUGAGAUGUCAAAGCUGCUUCACAAAGCAGUUCGAGAAAAGAGCGAGAGUGCAUACACAGUUUAUCAGCAGCAUCUGGCUAACCGUCCUGUGAAUGUUCUUCGAGAUCUUCUUGAGUUUAAGAGUGACAGACCCUCUAUUCCUGUUGGGAAAGUUGAAUCUGCAACUUCAAUUGUGCAACGCUUUUGUACUGGUGGAAUGUCUCUCGGAGCAAUUUCAAGAGAAACUCAUGAAGCCAUUGCAAUUGCAAUGAAUAGAAUAGGUGGCAAAUCAAAUUCUGGUGAAGGUGGAGAGGAUCCUAUACGUUGGACCCCACUGGCAGAUGUAGUUGACGGCUACUCCGCUACACUUCCACAUCUCAAAGGCCUUCAGAAUGGGGAUACUGCAACAAGUGCAAUCAAGCAGGUUGCUUCAGGUCGUUUUGGUGUCACGCCAACAUUCUUGGCCAAUGCAGAGCAGAUAGAAAUAAAAAUUGCUCAAGGUGCAAAGCCUGGGGAAGGUGGGCAACUGCCUGGAAAGAAAGUUAGUGCAUAUAUUGCAAGACUGAGGAACUCAAAACCUGGUGUUCCACUUAUUUCCCCACCUCCCCACCAUGACAUUUACUCAAUUGAAGAUCUUGCCCAACUGAUUUAUGAUCUUCAUCAGGUUAAUCCCAGGGCAAAGGUAUCCGUGAAGCUUGUAGCAGAAGCGGGUAUUGGUACUGUUGCUUCUGGUGUAGCGAAGGGUAACGCUGAUGUUAUUCAGAUAUCAGGGCAUGAUGGGGGCACUGGAGCUAGCCCUAUAAGUUCUAUCAAGCAUGCUGGUGGUCCCUGGGAACUUGGGCUCUCAGAAACUCACCAGACACUCAUUUCAAAUGGACUUAGGGAAAGGGUUAUUCUUCGUGUUGAUGGUGGUUUCAAAAGUGGGGUUGAUGUCCUAAUGGCUGCGGUCAUGGGAGCUGAUGAGUACGGAUUUGGUUCUAUAGCAAUGAUUGCUACAGGUUGUGUUAUGGCACGAAUUUGUCACACAAAUAACUGCCCAGUUGGUGUUGCUAGUCAGAGAGAAGAGCUGCGAGCCCGUUUCCCUGGUGUGCCUGGUGAUCUUGUGAACUACUUUCUAUAUGUUGCUGAAGAGGUAAGGGGCAUACUUGCUCAGUUGGGUUAUGACAAGUUGGAUGAUGUUAUUGGACGAACAGACCUAUUAAGACCAAGGGAUAUUUCGUUGGUGAAGACUCAGCAGCUUGAUCUCAGCUACAUUCUAGCAAAUGUUGGGUUACCAAAAUGGAGCAGUACUCAGAUAAGAAAUCAGGAUGUUCACACAAAUGGUCAUGUCUUGGAUGACGUUUUGCUUUCUGAUCCAGAGGUGUCUGACGCCAUCCAGCAUGAAAAAGUAGUUAACAAAACCAUAAAUAUCUACAAUAUCGAUCGAUCUGUUUGUGGCCGUCUUGCGGGGGUAAUUGCAAAGAAGUAUGGCGAUACCGGUUUUGCAGGACAGCUCAAUAUAACGUUUAAUGGAAGUGCUGGGCAGUCCUUUGCAUGCUUUUUGACUCCUGGAAUGAACAUUCGACUUGUUGGAGAAGCUAACGACUACGUGGGGAAGGGCAUGGCCGGAGGCGAAGUGGUUGUAACUCCUGUAGAGAGUACUGGGUUCGUUCCUGAAGAAGCGACUAUUGUUGGAAAUACAUGCCUCUAUGGUGCUACCGGAGGUCAAAUAUUUGUUCGAGGAAAAGCUGGGGAACGUUUUGCUGUAAGAAACUCUCUUGCUCAAGCCGUGGUUGAAGGCACUGGAGAUCAUUGUUGUGAGUACAUGACUGGUGGUUGUGUGGUUGUACUUGGAAAGGUUGGACGAAAUGUAGCUGCGGGAAUGACUGGUGGUUUGGCAUACAUGCUUGAUGAGGAUGACACACUCAUCUCCAAGAUAAACAAGGAGAUCGUGAAGAUUCAGAGAGUGAUUGCACCUGCAGGGCAAGUACAAUUGAAGAGUCUAAUAGAAGCUCAUGUUGAGAAAACUGGUAGCAGCAGAGGCACUCUUAUUUUGAAAGAGUGGGAAACAUACCUUCCUCUCUUCUGGCAAUUAGUACCACCCAGUGAAGAGGACACACCAGAGGCUUGUACAGAAUUUGAGAGAGUAAAAGCUGCGCAGGUAUCAUUGCAAAAGUCUGCUGCCUAAACAAACAUUAUCUUGACACGUAUAGAACCAUACCAAGAAUCCUGGGACUCCAACAGUACAAAAAAGAAAGAUACUGACACUGUAGCAAGAAUUUUCUCAGUCACAGGGGAAUUGAACUCUUUUAAGUUGGUAACAGAAAGGAAUCCGGAUUCCAUCGUCUACUGGAAUCUUCUAAUGAAGCUGGUGAAGGUAAUGGAAUCCCUUGAUUUCCCAGUUCAGAAGGUGAAUGUUUACCACUGGACUGUGUAUGGGAAGUUGUAAAGUGGUGUGUCAAACCUUGUUGUUCCAAAUGUAAAUUCUUUUGCACUGAAUAUUCUAUCUAUUUGCCGCUUGUGCAUGAUACCACAUUAAUAAAGGCAUCCUGUCUGUUAUCCGAUGGAAUUUUCCCAAUAGGAAAUUCUUUCAGGCAUAGUUGAUGAUUUUCUUUUCGUAUUCUAUGCUUCAACAUUCUUACUAAUGGUAAAACAAAAGCCCUUAAUAUGUUUUA
Papaver somniferum (opium poppy) is the source of this 5588-nucleotide messenger RNA. Its product is annotated as ferredoxin-dependent glutamate synthase, chloroplastic. The coding region runs from base 215 to 5101 and encodes 1628 amino acids. NCBI's taxonomy places the organism in Eukaryota, Viridiplantae, Streptophyta, Magnoliopsida, Ranunculales, Papaveraceae. The transcript has 33 exons. Gene Ontology annotation, biological process: ammonia assimilation cycle. Gene Ontology annotation, molecular function: glutamate synthase (NADH) activity. The record is from RefSeq and is a predicted model, not a curated record.